This is a messenger RNA of Pygocentrus nattereri (red-bellied piranha), 2765 nucleotides long. RefSeq names its product CoA synthase (gene coasy). The record is from RefSeq and is a predicted model, not a curated record. Gene Ontology annotation, molecular function: dephospho-CoA kinase activity; ATP binding; pantetheine-phosphate adenylyltransferase activity. Gene Ontology annotation, biological process: coenzyme A biosynthetic process. Bases 182 to 1861 code for a protein of 559 amino acids. The transcript is spliced from 10 exons. NCBI's taxonomy places the organism in Eukaryota, Metazoa, Chordata, Actinopteri, Characiformes, Serrasalmidae.
UGGGCAUGAGACUGCCUUGAGGGAAGCGUAAUGAGACAGCGCAGAAACGAUGUGUAUAAAAAUGAUGAAAUCUAGCUCUUAGUUGUCGUUUGAGAGGUUUGCCAACGUGCCUUGGCUGUACACGUUGGAUCAGAAGGGCAUUCUGGUUGCUGGAUGAGGCUGUGGUGAAUAGUUUUUCAUAAUGUCAAUGUUCAGCACUGGUCUCCUGGUUCUCACGUCCCCGUUACAGACCCUCCCUCUCCGCCUUGCGCCUGUCCUCAGCUCUGCUGCCCAGGUGGUGGAACGCACCCUAUAUGUGCACUUUCACCCCGGUCUCAACCUGGCCACGGGCACACAGGCUCGACCCGCCUUCAUCCAACCUGUGGUGGACCUUCCCAGUGUCAUUUCUCGCCUCUACAGUAACGCAGCUGACGUGUGCAGUCAUCUAGACGUCAGGGUGCUGCUGACUCAUUUCAAGGCACGGUCGGGAGUGUCUCAGGUGGGGGCGAGUGCAGUCUCCAAUCCUUUCCCCUCACCGCAGACCCUGUCCCACUUCCCUGAGGUGGUUUUGACAGAUUAUCCCCUUCAGGAUCCUAGCCAGUCAUCGCUGGUAUCUCAGUGCCUGCAGAAGUAUGCAGGUUACUGCUAUGUCUGUACGCCUGAGCUGUCCUCAGUCAUACUGCAUCCACAGCUCAAGUGCGAGGAUGAGGAGCAGAAAAGAAUAGAAAAAGAAGAACCUAUAGAGACAUACAGUGACGUGGUGGUGGGGGGAACCUUUGACCGUCUACAUGGUGCCCAUAGGACCCUGCUGAAUAUUUGCUGUCUGCUGGCCAAUAGGCGCUUUCUGAUUGGGGUGUGUGACCAAGAGCUCCUUAAAAAUAAGGUGUUGAAGGAGCUGAUUGAACCAUAUAGUCGGCGCGUGCAGAAGCUCAAGGAGUUUCUAAAUGAUGUCAAGCCGUCUCUCCAGUAUGAGAUUGUUCCUCUGUCUGACCCCUUUGGCCCGUCUGUCACUGACCCACAGCUGCAGUGCAUCGUUGUCAGUGAGGAGACUAGGAGAGGUGGUGAGGCUGUCAACAGGAAACGGGCAGAAAAUGGUUUAUCAGAGCUGGUCCUGUAUGAGAUUCCACUUAUUAAAGAUGCACAUCACACAGACAUAGAGGAGGAGAAGAUCAGUUCAUCCAGUCUGCGGUCACGACUUCUGGGCACACUCCUCAAGCCUCCCACGCCUCGACCUGCUCUGUCUCAGGUGCCUUAUGUGGUUGGUCUGACGGGGGGCAGCGGGAGCGGGAAGAGUGCUUUGUCACAGAGGCUAGAAGGGCUUGGAGCAGUACGGGUUGACGCUGACCAACUUGGCCAUGAAACCUACAUACCUGGCUCUGUCGCCUACCAUAAGAUACUGCAGGAAUUUGGUAGAGAUAUUUUGAAUGAGGAUCAGACCAUUAACAGGCGCGAUCUGGGGACAAAGGUGUUUGGGGACAAGGAGCGAUUGAAAGCCCUGACUGAUAUAGUAUGGCCGGAGAUUGCCCUUCUGGUUAAAGCAAGAAUACAGCAGGCUGAAAAAGAAGGGAAGCAUGUGUGUGUUCUGGAUGCAGCAGUCUUAUUGGAGGCUGGAUGGAAAGACAUGGUGCAUGAGGUUUGGGUGGCCAUUAUACCAGAGGAAGAGGCAGUAAGGCGUAUAGUGGAGCGUGAUGGUAUAAGUAAGGAGGAUGCACUGAGGAGACUGCAGAGUCAGUGGUCUAAUGCAAGGCUGGUGGAGCAGGCGAAUGUAGUACUGUGUACACUGUGGGAGCCAGAUGUUACUCAGAGACAAGUAGUAAAGGCUUGGAAUCUUCUGCAAGAACGCAUUCAGCAGAACAAAGAAGAAACUGGACUGCCAUCCUGAGACAGCAGUUUUAUAUUCAAGCAUAUGCACAAGCUUUAGCAGUUUACUUUUACAGUCUGAAAGGGUACAUCUCAGAUUUUUUGAGAAAAAGUUGACAGGGCUUUAUCCUUCUUUUUCUUUUUUACUUUUUACCUGUAGCCAAAUAUUUAAGAUGUUGACUGAAGUAGUCCUUGCCUCAGUGGAUUGUGUGGGCAUCUCUCUGUUUGGACAGGAGGAGUGGACAGUUUUGUCCCACCACACUCAGAACUGCAAAUAAUCUGAAGUUUUGACUGCAUGACUGGAUUAGAUUCUUCACAUGGAAAGGCCAGGUAUUGUUUGACACUAAUCAGGAAUUGCCAGAAUUUGGGCUUUAAGUCAGUUUAAAGCCAGCAUACUUCUAAUGAAAAGGUUCUUGACAUUUAUAGUGAUUUGGGGCACUGUGUGGCUUCAGGAUUGAAAUUUUAUGUCUAUUUUUAAUGGUUUAUUUGCUAGUCGCAGUUUUGUAUUUGUACUGAAAAAGUGGCCAGGUCACUUGUACAAGUUCUAAAACUGGUUGGUUUAGUUUUGAUUUUUUUGAAUUUUAGAUCCCAGUGUUAUUUCUCAUUGUCUGUAUGAUCUGAAUCAUCGCUUAUGCAAUCGUGGGAAAUGUAAGAAGAAAUUUAAAAUAAUUAAAGGGGAGGACUGAUGCCAUUUUGGUGUUACUUUAAAGCUGUAUUUAAGCAAACCUGAUAUUUAUAAAUUUGGAUGUUUAUGAUUUUGGGAUUCAGACUGAAUGCAACAAAAAACCUGUUCAAGUGUCCCACUCAAUCAAAACUUAAUCAAGAAAUGUACUUGUGAUGCAUAGUAUCAGGCUUUCAUCACCUUGAAUUUACUACACAAAGCUCACAAAGUUUGUUUUACUAAUAAAAAUCAUAACGGAUCAUGA